Messenger RNA from Dermacentor andersoni, 3588 nucleotides. Its product is annotated as protein Loquacious-like. Gene Ontology annotation, cellular component: cytoplasm; RISC-loading complex; RISC complex. NCBI's taxonomy places the organism in Eukaryota, Metazoa, Arthropoda, Arachnida, Ixodida, Ixodidae. Gene Ontology annotation, molecular function: siRNA binding; double-stranded RNA binding. Gene Ontology annotation, biological process: regulation of regulatory ncRNA processing; siRNA processing. The record is from RefSeq and is a predicted model, not a curated record.
AACAGCGACGCAUAGAGGGCGCUUUCUGCAAUUUUUCAAGUCCGUGGUCCGUGGGUUGGACCCGACUUUUCUUUUGUAGUCCGUGAGGUCCUGCACGUGUUGUGUUUAUUUAAUACAAAAGAUAUAGUUCAAAGAGCAAGUGAAGCAUGGAGUCCGCAGGUUUCAUUGCAGCUGAAACCUCCAUGCCUGCUGACAAGCUGAACAUGGUCGCUCAUGACACAGCAGCAUCUGUGAACCAGAAGACUCCCAUCAGCAUCCUUCAGGAGCUGUGUGCCCGCAACUGCCUCACUCCGGAGUACAAGCUGCUGUCUGUUGAAGGCGCAGUGCAUGCACCUACUUUCAUGUACAGGGUGCAGGUGGGUGAAGUGGUUGCCAAUGCCACUGGCCAGAGCAAGAAAAAGGCCAAACACGCUGCUGCAAGGGCUAUCCUUGAAAAGCUGCUUGCCGAUGAUGGUCCAUUUGCAAAGUACCGGGCUGCAGUCAUGGAGGACCUUCCUUCCAUGGAUCCAACAGAGACAGUGACCACAGCAGUAGGUGAGAUGGCACCAAGCAACAAUGGGCUGCCUGGCAACACACCCUUGGGAGGCACCCUCGGGGGCACGGCGUCAGCGGCAUCUGGGGCUGAGGAUGACGGCAUUGCAGGCAACCCAGUUGGGGAGCUGCAAGAGCUCUGCAUGAAGCUUCGCUGGCGGCCCCCUUUCUACGAGACCGUCAUUGAGGAUGGCCUACCCCACGAGCGCACUUUUGGCAUCUCCUGCCUUGUCAACAACCUCAAUGAAAUGGGCAAAGGCAAGUCAAAACGCCUGGCAAAACGACAGGCUGCCAAGAAAAUGAUUGAACUUAUCAAGAAUGUUCAGAAUGGCCUCCUCAACGGCGAGGAUGAUAAGUUUAACGAGUCUGGUCUCAGCUCUGGCUCUGGUGGAUUGGGACCCUGCAGCACCGUGCUCCAGGAGGCCAAGUGCUACAUGGGGCUGAAGGAGCAGAACAUCAGUGCGCUGACUCCCCGGCACAGCCAGCAGGUGGGGCAGCUGCUGCGGCAGCUGCAGGCCUCGGACGGUGCUCGGCUGACCAGCCUGCAGGGCACCUCUCUCAGCACUGCAGGGAUCGACUACGUCGGCCUCUUGCGUGAGAUCGCUGACGAGCAGAGCUUCGAGGUUACUUACGUGCCCAUAGACGAGCUCAGCCCCGAUGGCAAGCACCAGUGCCUGGUCCAGCUGACGUCACUGCCGCUGGCAGUGUGCUUUGGCACGGCCGACACGCCCGAGCAGGCGCAGGUGGCUGCAGCGCGCUGCGCACUGCAAUACCUGAAGAUCAUGACCAAGAAGUGAGGCAGGCAGGGUACCUGGCUCAGCAGCAUGCUGGUCAACCUGGAUUGAACAGAGGAGUUCUGCCACCCACACGGCAGAAAACCCUAGCAUUUUGAUGUUCAAGGUACCUUGUUCAAAGAAAACCCGUCUCUAGUCAGAUGAGCUGCACUUCGGCCUUUGGCUGUUCCCUCCUCUUCGUUCACCCGCGUCCUUAAUCCGACCUUGGGGCAGUGUUGCGUUCAUCCCGUCCCACGCGUGUGGGGCAGGGCCUAUAUGCAAAGCCAAGCCUGCGCAAAGGUUGACGUAGCUUUCAUGUCCGGUCGACAAGGAGGCAAGUUGCUGCAGGCUGGCCUAUGACGUCUUCCCAUUUUUUUAUCGGCUUCUACCUCUAGCCAAUUGCAUUUUUGCACAUCUCUCUCAGUAACAGCUCUCUCAGCAGCCAAGGCAUACUUUAUUUUGUUCCCUUAGUUUUACCUUUGGACUGUUUGCACUAAUAUUAGGACUUCAGGUAGAUGGCUUAGCUGAUCCAGGUGGUUUGUGAUUGAUGCAUUCUUCAGAUCUGUGCUGAAGUGCAGUUUACUCUUGCUUGUUCCAAGAAUGGCAGGAGAGGUGCAAUCAGAGUAGCUUUCUCAUUAAAUGAGAUCUGCGGCUGCGCUUUUUCUCAUUUUUAUUUGUUUGUUGCUCGAUCAAGGGUGUUUGCUCCUGCUUCAAAGAGCUGGAACAAAAUGUUAUUGUGGAGGGCAAACACUGAAAAGUUUGGGGCCUCUGGACAUUUUUGGAGAGAGUCUAGUGCGUUUUUCGACACAAAAGACCUUUUUUAAAAGUGUAAAAGACGUGUAAAUCCUGGCUCACUUGGCCAGUCACUAAACUGUGCUGGCAAGUGUUGCAUGACAUACACAUGAAAAAAAGAAAAGCCUUCUCGAGUGAUUUUGAUCGUGCAGUUAACAGCAAAAUUGCCAUUCUACAGUGCACUGACUUGACUAAGCUAGACUCCACUGUUUGUCAGUGGGAAAGUGCAGCACCAUAGUUGACUGCAUGAAGGGGGAUAAAUCCCUCUGCUUGUUUUAUUUACUAAAUGAUGAAGUUCCACAAUCUUUGCAUCCAGGCUGUGACGAAUUGCAUGAGCAUUGCAGGAACAAAUGCCUGUUUGAGACACGCAUUUGAUGAGUUUGAUGCAGUGGCAUUGCACUGCGAUCUUUCGGGAGUGGACUCCUGCAGUGAAACAUCCACAGAUUUUUCAGUGGCGUCUUGCUGUAGCUACGUUCAACUUGUUCAGCAGGUAAUGCACCUGCGUAGCUCACGCAGUCUUUUAUAAUUGUGAAGAAUAACUUUGCUAUGCUCUGCUCUGCAAGAGAGAGAGAGAGAGAAAAAUGUGUUUUUGUGACACUUAUACGUUACCCGUGCGGAAACUGUUGCCAGAAGCGCUUUUUCUUCUUCUUGAACGGACGCUACAAAAGGAGGGAUGAAGAGCGUGGCCUGUUUUUUAACACUAAGCAAAGAGCCAAAAUUGUGAACGAAGAUGGGGGAACAGCCAGCAACUCUAGCUGCAGAAAGCAUUUUCUCUCACAUUCCGAGGAACUGACACGAAUCGGGCAUCCAACGAUCUGAAAGUCUGGAGAUUGGGAGGGAGGACAGCCACACCAUUGUCUUUAAUAUAAAAAUAUGUUCUUGAAUGGAAAAAAAAAAUUCAGUCCUUUUUUUUUUUUUUUCUUCCUGAAGCAGGUGUUGUAAAUCUGUAAUCAGAGUAGUGCUUGUAAAGUCCCUUUAUUGUUCUCACAAGCAUUUUGGGGCAAGAUCUUAAUCUAGCAAUUUUUUUUAAGACGUUUUUUUUUAUUUAUUUAUUUAUCAUUAUUAUUUUUUCUAAGCACUGGUUGAAGGUUAGAUGCUACAGUUUUGAACUGCAUGCUGCAUUCUGGGCAUCAAGAAUAAAUAGGGGUGUAUGCAGUUAUAGAAACGCACCUUAAAGACUUGGAAUCUCCCUUGGUAUUUUUGCACCAUCCCGUUGUUUCCUUUUUUUUUUUCACUCUUUUUUUCCCCCCUGUAGUCUAGUGCAGGCAUUUUGCCACAAUUGUGACUACAUAAGAUUGCUUUUGCAAGUUAUCUAUGGUUGCUGGUGUGUGACGAUAAAUAGGAUGGGACUUCAGGCUGGCAAGGAGGGAAUGAAUAUUAACCAAUCAUGUAGGUGGGAAUUUUUCUCUUAACUAUCGAGCAUUAGGCUAGCUUUUUUCCCAAUUUCCAACCUUUCAUCUGCGAGUGACAAAAUAAACGGUAAUCAACAAUA